Arachis stenosperma is the source of this 2316-nucleotide messenger RNA. RefSeq names its product probable beta-D-xylosidase 6. Gene Ontology annotation, molecular function: xylan 1,4-beta-xylosidase activity; alpha-L-arabinofuranosidase activity. Gene Ontology annotation, biological process: xylan catabolic process; arabinan catabolic process. The transcript is spliced from 6 exons. The record is from RefSeq and is a predicted model, not a curated record. NCBI's taxonomy places the organism in Eukaryota, Viridiplantae, Streptophyta, Magnoliopsida, Fabales, Fabaceae. Bases 34 to 2316 code for a protein of 760 amino acids. Gene Ontology annotation, cellular component: plant-type cell wall.
UAAUGAAACAUUAAGAAAAAGCAAAGAAUAAUAAUGUGUAAGUUGAGUAACAAUGAUUGUAAGUUGCUGUGCUUCAUCAUCCUUGUUCUCCUCUUUGAUCACUUGACUUCAGAAUCAGAUAGUCUUGAAUUCGCAUGCAAGCCACCACGCCAUAGCACCUAUCCUUUCUGCAACACCUCCCUCACCAUCUCAGUCAGAGCUCAAUCCCUUAUCUCACUCCUCACACUCUCCGAGAAGCUUCAGCGCCUCACAACCAAUUCCUCAUCCAUUCCCAGGCUCGGCAUUCCUCCCUACCAGUGGCGGAACCACGCUCUCCAUGGUGUUGCAGCCACCACUGUUGCUUCCGCAACAAGCUUCCCUCAGGUGAUACUCACAGCGGCUUCAUUCAAUAGGACGCUUUGGUAUUUGAUUGGUUCUGCCAUUGGCGUGGAGGGAAGGGCUUUGUACAAUGUUGGACUAGCUGGUUUGACUUUUUGGUCUCCAAAUGUCAACGUUUUUAGGGACCCUCGGUGGGGGAGGGGACAAGAGACCCCUGGUGAGGAUCCUAUGGUUUCUUCUGCCUAUGCUUCUGAGUUUGUGAGGGGCCUCCAGGGUGGUCCUCAUGAUCAUGGACUCUUCGUCUCUGCUUGUUGCAAACAUUUUACAGCUUAUGAUUUGGACAAGUGGGCCAAUUUCACCAAGUAUAACUUCAAUGCUCUUGUAACAGAGCAAGAUUUGGAGGACACUUAUCUGCCCCCAUUUCGUAGUUGCAUUCAACAAGGCGGAGCAAGCUGUUUGAUGUGUUCUUUCAACCAAGUUAAUGGUGUUCCAGCUUGUGCCAAUGAGGAUCUACUUGGACUAGCUAGAACCAAGUGGGGUUUUCAAGGGUAUAUCACCUCAGACUGUGAUGCAGUGGCCACUGUUUAUGAAUAUCACAAGUAUGCAAAAUCAGCAGAGGAUGCUGUUGCUGAUGUUCUCAGAGCAGGUGUGGACAUUAAUUGUGGAACAUACAUGCUUAGACAUACUCAAACUGCUAUCAAACAAGGAAAGGUAAAAGAAGAGGAGCUAGAUAGAGCUCUUUUCAACCUAUUCUCGGUUCAACUUCGCCUAGGAAUGUUUGAUGGCGACCCCAGAAAGGGGCAGUUUGGGAAAUUGGGGCCAUGGAAUGUUUGUAGCACAGAGCACAGAACCCUGGCACUUGAGGCUGCAAGGCAAGGGAUUGUGCUGCUGAAGAAUGAGAAUAAGAUCCUUCCAUUGGAUAGAGAUUUUAUUACCUCUUUAGCUGUAAUUGGUCCAAUGGCAACAGAAACUAAAUUAGGUGGUGACUACUCAGGAAUAGGCUGCUCCUCAAGAAGCAUAUAUGAGGAACUCCAAGAGUUUACAAAGGGAUUCUUAUCGAUUUCAUACGCUUCUGGUUGCCAUGACAUAGCAUGCCAAUCAGUUGAAGGUUUCAAUGAAGCCAUUGAAACUGCUAAAGAAGCUGACUAUGUUAUCAUAGUUGCUGGAAUUGACACAACACAAGAGGGAGAGGAUCUUGACAGAGAUAGUCUUGUAUUACCUGGUGAACAGAUGGCACUUAUAUCCGCCAUAGCCGAUGCUAGUAAGCGUCCAGUGAUUCUAGUACUCACUGGUGGAGGCCCCCUUGAUGUUUUGUCUGCUGAUAGAAACCCUCUCAUUUCAAGUAUUCUGUGGGUCGGUUACCCUGGUGAGGCUGGUGCAAAAGCAUUGGCUGAGAUUAUAUUUGGACUCGUUAAUCCAGCUGGAAGGCUUCCAAUGACAUGGUAUCCAGAGUCAUUUACCAAUGUGCCCAUGAGUGACAUGAACAUGAGGGCUGAUCCAUCUCGUGGCUAUCCAGGAAGAACAUACCGAUUCUACACUGGCACUAGAAUUUACGGAUUUGGACAUGGACUCAGUUACAGUGCUUUCUCAUACAAGUUCUUAUCAUCAUCACCAACUAAAAUUAGUUUGCAUAAAAGUCUAAAGGCAGAGAGAUUAGAAGGUGUUGAUGAGGUUCUAGUUGAUGACAUGCAAGAUUGCAGCAAGUUGAGAUUUGGAAUGCAAGUUUCUGUGAUGAACCUUGGUGACUUGGAUGGAAGGCAUGUUGUGAUGUUGUUCUCUAGGUGGCCUAAAGUUCUACAAGGUUCUCCAACAACACAGCUGGUUGGUUUCAGCAGUGUGCACACUGUUUCUUAUGAAUCUAUUGAAACAAGCAUUUUGGUAGAUCCUUGUCAACACUUGAGCCUUGCUCAUGAGAGUGGAAAGAGGAUAUUACCCUUAGGCAGUUACACAUUCAGUGUAGGGGAUACACACCAUACACUUUCACUUCAAAUUUAUUGA